This is a messenger RNA of Dinoponera quadriceps, 1699 nucleotides long. RefSeq names its product melatonin receptor type 1A-like. Gene Ontology annotation, biological process: G protein-coupled receptor signaling pathway. NCBI's taxonomy places the organism in Eukaryota, Metazoa, Arthropoda, Insecta, Hymenoptera, Formicidae. The record is from RefSeq and is a predicted model, not a curated record. Gene Ontology annotation, cellular component: membrane. Gene Ontology annotation, molecular function: G protein-coupled receptor activity. The transcript is spliced from 5 exons. The coding region runs from base 538 to 1653 and encodes 371 amino acids.
CAGGGAGAGAAGAUAGCGAUGCUCGAACGUGAUGCUAUGCACGACCGCGAGGGUUGUUCCGAACGACGACGGGCUCACCUCGUAUCCCGCAUGCUGUCGACUGCCACGUAAUCACGCCUCUCGACGAGCGCUCGCUGGCCCUACAACAACUUCGUCCUCGGCGGUAGCUGUGUCGUCGUCGCACGCAAGAUGAACGAACGAUCCGCGGGAGAGAGCGCGUAGUGCGUACGACGCGUCGCAACGACGACGAAAAUGAGAUGAGAAAGCGCGAAUUGUUGUUUCCGGCAGAAGAAGAUCCGAGUCGAGUCGCUUCGCGUCGGGGAAUUUCGGCCUGGUGAAUCUCGGGUGGUGAUGGCCUGCCGAUCAUCCCAGCGAGUCGUAUCUUCCAUCGCCGAGUUGACAAGGGAAAAACAGCCGACGACGGACGCGUGAUCACCGUGCAACAUCGCUGACUGGCCUCGUAAUCGCAUCGGUAUAAUACGGAGCCGCGAGCGAACGCAUCCUUCGAGGAGAUCGCACUCCGCUGACCGUUUCAGGAUGAACAUGACGGCGAUCCACAUCGGUGCGAGCACCGUGGCUAGUAUGAUCAGCCUGGAGUCUGCGAAUCUCAGUCUAACACUGAGCAAGGCAACGGGCGGCGUCACCGACGGCGACCUUGACGUUUCGCCGGUGACCUUAUCGUCGGCUUGGUCCAGAGUGGCUCGACUUCUGCUGCUGGUCUCCCUCGCCGUCUGCGGCAGCGUGGGUAAUGUCUUCAUGAUAUCUGCCGUGGUGGUGGAGGAUCAGCUCAACAAACGAGGAAACGCGUUCCUCGUGAACGUGGCGUUGGCGGACCUGCUGGUGACCGGCCUGGUAAUACCGGUCUCGGUGAUCGUAAUCCUGGCGGGCCAUGCGGAGUCUCUGAGUACCUGCCGAUUCGAGUGGACCCUCGAGGCCCUCUGCUUCCUAGUGACCGUACUGACGCUGGCCACAAUCGCCGCCGAAAAUUACGCACGUCUGUGUCUGCCCGAGAGGUACGCCAGCCUGACGGCCUGUCACGUAACGACCACGAUCAUCGCCGUGUGGAUGAUCGCCGUGAUCGCAGUGGUCCUGCAAUCGUUUGUCCUGGACGUGGGGCCCGACUUUUGUCGCCGCAGGCUCAGCGGCAUCGCGAUGGAGCAGGCGGUAGGUGCGAGCGUGCUGGUCGGUCUGCCCGCCCUCGCGACGAUUUUCCUCUACGUGAAGCUGGUGAUACGCGUACGGCGCGCCACGCGGAGUUCGUACAAGCUGCCGGCCGCCACCUCGUCGGACUACGAGCUCACCAAGACGAACAUGUGCAGCUGCCUGAUGUUCGUCGUGUUCUGGCUGCCGUUCGGCUUAGCGGUCUGCGUAAACUCCUUCAGGCCGAUCAGCUCCCGCGUGCUCUACAACCUGGCCUGGUUCGCCCUGACCAAAUCCUGCUUCAACUACAUACUCUACGGCGUGGCGGAUCGUCACUUUCGCAACGCUUACGUCAAGCUCUUCCAUUACUGCUGCUGUAAGACGGUGAGCUUCUCGAGGAGGCCGCGCGGCGACGUGCGCCUCAGGGUGCACAUUAUUCAUUCGUACGCGAGUCCGGCAUCCUGCCGUCAGGCCGGAGACAGGCCCAACGGUCGUGAGAUCCACGAGCUCUAGAGGUUGAUCGAUACGACGGGACGCGCGGUAUCGGGUGGGGGGGACC